Messenger RNA from Cynara cardunculus var. scolymus (artichoke), 2364 nucleotides. Its product is annotated as ETHYLENE INSENSITIVE 3-like 1 protein. Bases 244 to 2124 code for a protein of 626 amino acids. The transcript has 2 exons. Gene Ontology annotation, cellular component: nucleus. Lineage: Eukaryota; Viridiplantae; Streptophyta; Magnoliopsida; Asterales; Asteraceae. The record is from RefSeq and is a predicted model, not a curated record. Gene Ontology annotation, molecular function: DNA binding; DNA-binding transcription factor activity.
CAACCUCUUUGUUUGUCACAUUCAUUUGCGUUUUCCUCCUCCUUUCUCUCUCUCUCUCUCUCUUUCUCUCUCAGCCACCGCAGACGACUUUCUUUUUUCUUUUCUUCAGAUGGCGGAAGCUUGAGCGAAGUCUUAAAGCAAAAAGUUGGAGAAUUUCUGAUUGACACCUGAUAUUCAGGACUCGUAUACAAUCUUGUGUAUAGUUGAAUUACGAUAUUUUCUUGAUUCGGGUUUCUGUGAUCCAUGGGGAUCUUUGAAGAAAUGGGUUUCUAUGGAAAUCUUGAUUUCCUUUCGGCCUCUCAAUGUGAGGGGGAGCGGCCACAUGAAACCGAACAAGAGGCACCUGGGGAGGAAGAUUAUAGUGAUGAAGAAAUGGAUGUUGAUGAGUUAGAAAGGAGGAUGUGGAGAGACCGAAUGCUUUUAAGGCGUCUUAAAGAUCAAAACAAAGGAAAAGAGGUCGAUAAUGCAAAACAACGCCAGUCUCAAGAACAAGCAAGGCGAAAGAAAAUGUCUCGGGCUCAAGAUGGUAUCCUGAAAUACAUGCUUAAGAUGAUGGAAGUUUGUAAAGCUCAAGGGUUUGUUUACGGAAUUAUUCCGGAGAAUGGGAAACCCGUUAGCGGAGCGUCUGAUAAUCUUCGUGCAUGGUGGAAGGAAAAAGUUCGGUUUGAUAGAAACGGGCCGGCAGCAAUCGCGAAAUACCAGGCCGAUCAUUCGAUUUCCGGGAGAAACGAGGAUAAUUGUGCUGUGGUUUCCACUCCUCACACGUUGCAAGAGCUUCAAGACACCACACUCGGUUCCCUUUUGUCUGCUCUGAUGCAGCAUUGUGACCCUCCACAGAGGAGGUUUCCAUUGGAGAAGGGUGUUGCGCCGCCGUGGUGGCCCACCGGAGAUGAGGAAUGGUGGUCCCAACUUGGCCUGCCGAAAGAACAUGGCACACCACCAUACAAGAAACCGCAUGAUCUAAAAAAAGCGUGGAAAGUUGGUGUUUUGACGGCUGUUAUCAAGCACAUGUCUCCCGAUAUUGCCAAAAUUCGCAAGCUUGUUCGGCAGUCAAAAUGCUUGCAAGACAAGAUGACCGCUAAAGAGAGUGCCACAUGGCUUGCUAUCAUUAACCAAGAGGAGACAUUAUCACGAAAACUAUAUCCUGACAGCUGUCCUCCGAUAUCAUCAGCUGGUGGAACCGGGUCGUAUCUCAUUAGCGAUACCAGCGAUUAUGAUGUGGACGGUGUGGAAGAUGAUCAAACCGUUGAAUUAGAAGAGUGCAAGCCGCAACCUCGUGAUGUGAAUAAUCUUUACAGUAUGGGGCUCAUGGGUCCAGCUGAUAGGCUCAUGGUCCCUCAACUGGCUCAAGUCAAGGGUGAGCUCAUUGACGUCCCGAGCCCGGAUAAUUUCGUUCAGAAACGGAAGCAACCAUCUGAUGAACAGCAGCCUGCUAUGAUGGAACAGAAGAUAUUCACAUGUGAAUUUCCUCAAUGCCCUUACAGUGACAUCCGUGUUGGAUUUCAAGACAGAUUUUCAAGAAACAAUCACCAGAUGAGUUGUCCUUAUCGCUCUACACCUAAUCCGAAUCAUAAUCCUUCUCGUGGCGGAACGCUAAACUUCCAAAUGAACAACCACAUCCAGAAAGAACCUGUUUUCACUAUCCCUGCCUUUGCUCAGCCCAAGAUCACCACGGCUCCGCCUGUCAACCAAGACAGUGCACCCUCCUACGGUGGUUUGAAUUCACAACUUGGACUUCCUGGAGAUGGUCAAAGAGCGAUAUCUGACCUCAUGUCAUUCUACGAUACUAAACAUCAACAGACCAACAGAAGUCUCAACUCCGGGAAUCUUGAUGUCAUCGGUGACCACCAGAACCAGAAGCAAAAGUUUCCCAUCCAACUCGAUGACUUUUUUGGACACGGUGUCGAAACCAACAUUCCUUCCAAUCAAUCUACAUUCUUGCCACCAGGAUUCCAGUUUGACAACAAAACACCAUACAAUUCUGGUUUUGAUGCAAACAACCUGAAUACGAACGAAAAUAACCUGGAUUUCAGAUUUGUUUCACAGUCGCCGUUCACUCUAGGAGGAGUCGACUUUUCUGGGGAUCCAAAUCCAAACGCGGAUAUAAACAUGUGGUAUCUUUGAAAGCAUCAAGAAGACUCGAAACAAGUUAAGAGUCGCCAUUAACAGGUGAAAAAAAAUUAAGCACCCUCUUCUUCCUUAAUCUAUAGUAUAGUAUCAAGUUAGUUAUAUCCUGGUGGUUAUUAUUACCCAACUUUCUAUGGACUUCUGUGUUUUUUACGCUUCUUGAUACUGGUUGUGUAACAUAUAUUUUGUUUAUAUAAGUGGUGUAUUGUGUCAAAAGAUUUCUUGAUCAUUACAAUC